Yamadazyma jaroonii is the source of this 2043-nucleotide messenger RNA. Lineage: Eukaryota; Fungi; Ascomycota; Pichiomycetes; Serinales; Debaryomycetaceae. The record is from the annotation of a GenBank genome assembly.
AUGGACAAGAAGAGUAAGAUAUUCCAUACACGGGCAAUACGUACGCAGAACACAAACUACACAAAUGGACAACUAUCGAUACCUGAUUUUUUGAAAUCAAGGGCUUUCGAAAUCGAGUCCUUCGAACAGUCUCAAUUACGUACUAAAACAGCAUCGAGUACACGAGUAUUUCAAUCUUUACCUAGAUCAAUGAGAAGGCGUACUGCCUCUCAUAAUGUAAAAAGAAUUCCAAAGAGGUUGAGGAAUAGGGCUCUUCGUGAAAUGAGUGACACUAAUGUUACUAAGAAGAAAAAGAUAAAUGGAAGAGAUCGAUAUAAGUUGAAAAUGAGAAAGAAGCUAAUGAAACUUGCAAUAAGAAUUCGAUUACAAAAACACAUCCCCGAAUUAACCAAUGAAACGAUCAAGACAAAAUUAAAGGCAUUGAACCUUCAAUUGAAGGAAAUCGACCAUAAAAAGUCCAAGCCACAAUUAAACAAUCUUAUGGGAUCAUAUGAUAUUUCAAGUGUAAAUGAAUUUAGUUCUCGUCCCAUGGGUAAGAAAUACCACAAACGUCAACAGAUGUUUGUAUGGUUAAAUACACAUGUUUGGCAUGCAAAGAGGUUCCAUAUGAUUAAAAGAUAUGGAUAUCAAUAUCCUUUGUCACCGACCAUGAAAUGCUAUAGACCGAUGAAUAGGUGCAUGAGGAACCAUUGCGUGGCUAUAGAUACCUCAUGGUACGAUUGUUUAACAUUCGAUUUCAAUGAGUCAGUCGUGAAACUGAUCAUGAAAGUUACCAAUGGAGUUUUAAAAGGAGAAAAGUCAAACUUUGGGUUGAUCUACAAAGAUACCCAAGACCCAACAUCCGUUAUUGGUGAGGGGUUGAUGUUUUGUAGUAACGGCAAGGUCCUCGUAAGAGUACAUCCUCUGAUAUACGGAAUCUUGUUCAAUCAUCUAAAAAAUUUGGUUGAAGUUGAGGACUGUAGAUAUGCACUAGGCAGCAUUGAGCUAAUUGGACCACAGUCGCUCUACAAUUUGAAUAGAAUUCUCCGUUCCGAUUCUCCCGAAUUGCAAAAUUUCGUUUAUAAUGAUUCUUUAAGGGAUGGAACCACUUUACUGUUUACAAUCAAAGAUCCAAGACUUUCGAAGUUGAUCAAACCAAGGUCCAAUAUCGAUUACAAUGAUUUGGUCAUAUCUAUGUCGAAACCACAACACAGCCAAUUAGCAUUGGAUGGGUUGCUUACCUCGUCAGGGAGGACUGAGUCCUACAAGGACCAAUUAACUACAAAGUUGAUCAAUAGGGUCGCAGAAAAUCCAAUUAGUCCAGCGGAUAUACCUGUUCUACUCACUAAAGCGCAAGGGAAAUGGAUUUUGAUGUGCCCAUGGUUUUGGGUCUUACCUAUCUUCCACUCGUUGAAGAAAAUUCCCACCUUGAAAUUUGGAGGUGAAAGCCAAUUAGAACAAUACUGUUUUGAGCGUAAUAUACCUAGAUAUCCAAGAGACUUUCCUUUCCUAUCCUCAGGAUGGGAAGAAAAUCAAUUGGAAAUCAAAUUAGGUUUGCUCAAAUACGACAAAUUACCUAAAUCCAAACAGCACCACUUUGAUCAUGAGCAUGGUUUAAUUCCAUUCGGUCCUGAUUGGGAGUUCUUGUAUUACUCAAGGAAAUACAAAAAUGAUGAUUUAAGCAGCGAAAAGACUAUGGGCGAAUUUAAUGGAGUUCAGAGAGUUAUAAAAAAUGAAUUGGAACUAAUUGAGUAUAUUAACGAGUCAAGAACGAACGAAUUGUGUGUCUCAAUUCACCCCGAACCGAAGAAGCUCCAUAUAAAACCCAUCACCUUGGCGGUUAACGGUAAAUGUAAACCAGGAGCCAGAAUUUAUCAGGGAAGUGUCAAUUUGUUCAACCUUGUUGGUUUCGUCACCUCAGGUGGUAACAAUUUACUAGAAGGUUCUGGAACUGGUAUCGGGUUUAUCUGUCAAGAUGAAGGUGUUGAUCAUGCCAACCUAAUUAUCAGAAAUAUGGGAUCUAGUAAUACUUUUCCAGUACAACGGGUGGUUGCAAAGGCUUAA